This is a messenger RNA of Striga asiatica, 614 nucleotides long. The record is from the annotation of a GenBank genome assembly. NCBI's taxonomy places the organism in Eukaryota, Viridiplantae, Streptophyta, Magnoliopsida, Lamiales, Orobanchaceae.
CACGUUUAUUCAUCUGAAGCCCAUAUAUAUGUUAAUAGGCCCAUAAAUCAGAGACGUUUACAAUCAACGAACAAAACAAUUUCGCCUCUUUGAGACAUUUCGGCAAACAGUGAUAAAAAAUGCAAACUUUAAGGAAAGCCAUUUUGAGCCACAUUAGGAUUGGAGUCCCUGUGAAAGGGCAUUUGCGUAAAUUUGGCGCAGCGACCAGUAUCAACCAAGAACGAGUGAUGAGUCGAGUCAUUGAGUUGGUGAAGAAAUUUGACAAGAUUGAUGCUACUAAGGUUACAGAAAGAGCCGAUUUUCAGAAGGACUUGAGCCUCGACAGCCUGGACAGAGUGGAACUCGUGAUGGCUUUCGAGGAAGAAUUUUCUGUCGAGAUAUCUGAUGCCGAAGCAGAUAAGCUUAAGUGUUGUGCUGAUGUUGCUAAAUAUGUUAUUUCGAGUUCGACUGAUGGAGUUUCCGAAUCUUCUUCUUGAUUUCAACUGUUUUCACAUUUUGCAAGUUUUAUUAAUUAGUCCAUUUUCUUGCCACAAAAACUGAGAUAAAUGUUCUUGUUUCUACUUCUUGGCUAUUAUGAAAUGAAUUCUUUUACGACAAAAGUGAUUUUCUGGAUA